This is a messenger RNA of Trichechus manatus latirostris (Florida manatee), 1762 nucleotides long. RefSeq lists its product as uncharacterized. NCBI's taxonomy places the organism in Eukaryota, Metazoa, Chordata, Mammalia, Sirenia, Trichechidae. The coding region runs from base 165 to 1247 and encodes 360 amino acids. The record is from RefSeq and is a predicted model, not a curated record. The transcript has 7 exons.
CAGCCAGUGAAAACCACAUGGAUCAAAAUGGUCUGAUCUGCAACCAAUCAUGUGGUGGAUGCAGGACCUAGCAGCAUUUCUGUCUGUUGUGCAUGGAGUCGCCAUGAGUCAGGGAUGACUCAACAGCAGCUAACAACAGCAGCAGAGUCACUCUACCUCCAAGCAUGUCUCAUGGCAGAAUGGAGGACUUUACUGAAGGUACACCUUUGGACACGGGGCCCCGCUAUUUCUUUGACCAGUUGAAACCUGAAAGAAAAACGUGGAUAAAGAGAAAAUGUGAAGACCAUGUCUCCCGUUGGAGAAACACCUCAAGAGCAAAGUAUUGUCAUAAAAAGAAGAUAGAAUCCAAAAGACUAGAAGUAAGACUAUCAACUGUAUCUGAUGAGGAAGAAGAGUUUCACUCACUUGGCACCUUACAAUCUUCUAAUGUUCUCAAGUUUUCUAUGGCCCUUCAAGUCUCUAAAAAAUAUCAGCAAAAGCACAUAUUAGAAGAAUACAAACUCAUUUCUUCUAAAAUUCUGUCUGAACUUGGGAAGAUGUUGCAGAAAUAUGCUGAGUGUAACAUGACCCUCCCUGUGGGAAUUGCCAAUCUUAUAAAUUAUAGCUGGGAAGAGCUUACUGAAGGGGCUUAUAAUAAGAAAUAUACAUCCAAAAAUCUACUGUUGAAGCAAGACAAAGCCUUGCAAAGAGAUUCAAAGUCUAUGACUGUAGCUGACUUAAAAGGCUACACAAUCACCAGCUAUUCAAGAGAAGAAUGUCAUAAGGAAAAUCAUCUGGUUAUAGCAGAAAAAGAACAUGUUGCAUUGAGUAAAUCUCUGGAAAAAUUAUCCUUUGUCAACCAAAACCACUGCUUCCAUGAGAGCAGUUUACCUCUUGUCAUCCACUUCUCACUGUCAUCUAAGACCUGUUUAGAAGACGGUUGGAUCUUUCCAUAUCCUUACUCAAAAUCGGAAACUCUGAAAUGGAAGACAGUCCUCAGCAGUGCUGUAAAGAAACUACAAGUAGCCAUAAUUCAAAGAAAACAGGAAGAAGCUAAGCUAAAAAAAGAGGGAUUCACCAAACAACUUAUCCUCCGCCACUAUAACGACCCCAGAGAUGAACUGGAGGUUGGCAAGGAUGGCCACAUGUCCCGGUGUUUCUGGUUUGAGCUGCUGAAGGGGAAGCCUCAGAUGCCACAGGUCAAAAAGGAUGACCCUAUGAUGAAAAAAUUUCAUUAUGCUUUGGUGGACGGUUCUUCUCUGACCUAAUAUCCUGAUGAAAUUCCUAAGGGGAGAGGAGGAUGGAGGAGGCAGUGUGUAAUGAAAGGGAAUGACAGAUGGGGCAUUUCCAUUUCAGCAGAAGAUCCCAGGAAGUACUGGGGACGUCUGACGACUUGAGUUUAUUCAAUCCCUUUUUCCAUAUUCCUUCACUCUGGGGGCGGAAGAAGUCAACUCGGGAAAGGGGUUGGGGCAAGAUCUCCAAUUUUACAUGUCUAACGUCUAUUUGAGGAAACCUCUGGUUGUAGCCAAUAAUUUUGUUACAUACUUGAGGGCCCAUGUGUUUCUGAAAAAAUGAGUUCUCCUUGAUUUAUUUUCCUGAUUAUUAGAGAGAACCACUGGGGCUUUAGCAUCCACGGAAUCUAGCUAAGGGAGGAGAAGGAUUUUGUAAUAAGUUCCUAAAAGUUCAAAAUGAAAAAGUCUCAAGAAUCCGACAGAGUCAGUGCUGUAGAGUGGUUACAGAUAGAUUUUAUGAAAUAGUUCACAUACCCGUAGUUAUUCCUCAA